This is a messenger RNA of Paramecium octaurelia, 1983 nucleotides long. Lineage: Eukaryota; Ciliophora; Oligohymenophorea; Peniculida; Parameciidae. The record is from the annotation of a GenBank genome assembly.
AUGUCAAAAAAGAGAUUGGAUCGUUUGGAUGCUGGAUAAUGUUCUACUGAUCGCAGUCAUCAUAAAAAUAACAACAGCACUGAUCUCAAUUUUGUAAAUCCUUUAUUUACUCUUAUUGUAGACUCUCCAUUAGAGAUUGAAUAGCAAUGUUGAUGAGUAACUACAAUCCAAAAUUACAUUCUUUUCUAAAUUCAAACAAAAGGACUUGCCUCAAGUCAAUGAUUCUCUGUAAGGAAUGGCUCAAACCUUAUCUAAAGUCUCAUUCAAUGAAAUUCAGCAUCAUCAAUUACAAAGAGAAUAUGAAAAGAUCAAAACCGAAUUAGCUUAAUUCAGAGCUUAACAAAUCAAAUUAUACUCUACUAUUACUAAAUUAUAAAAAGACAAUCAAACACUAAUGGAGAAAUUAAAGUUUUAUGAUGAAGAAAAACUUAAUUUAUAAAGAAAAAUUUAAAUUGAACAGAAGUAAAACGAAGAAUUAACUAAAAAACUUAAAAGAUCUGAACAACGAAUCUAAAUUAUUCUGGAAUCCAAUAUCAUCUUCCAAAAAGAUCAAAUUAAAACCACACUCUUAGACACUCUCCAUGAAAAUGAGCAUUACAAAAUGGAAGCCAUUCAAAAACAAAAGGAUUUACAGAAGUAUUAUAUAAUUAUCAAUCGUAGACUCUAAAUUAAUAAUAGUAAUCUUAAUCAUAAAUUAAAUCGACUCACCAAUCGAAUCGUUGCAGCUCAAAGACACCAAACAGAAUCUGAGUUCAUUGAUCAAGAUAAAAUGGUCAUCACUUUCACUGAAAUCCCAACUAACUUCAUCUUCAGGCACAUCUUCCAAAAUAUAGAAUGCAAAUAAUUCAUAUCAACAUCACUUGAAUAAACUCCAGAAUAAUUUGGCUCCCACUUCAAUCUUAUACCUUAGGAUCAAAAGAAAAUCCAUUUAAUUUGGCUAUUCAAUCAUAUGGUGAAUUAUCGCGAGUUCAGUUAACAGCAUAACAAUUUCAUAAUUAAAUUGACUGAUUUGAUAGUCAUUAAGUAUUUAAACUACUAAAUUAUCACUAGAACAUAUCCAGAUUUAUAUUCCUUCAUCUAAAACAUGUCCUAGUUCUUAAGAGUAUAAAGACUAACACUUUGGCUUAGAGAUUAUUGGACUGGGUUUUUUGAAACAAUAUAGGAAGGACAGUCCUAAAAAAUCAUCUGCUCUAAAGGGUCAUUUAAAGAUUGCUUAGAAUAACGAGAAGCUGUCAAUAGUAAUAGAAUUCUUUAACAUUAGAACUCACUGCACAAAGACACCUCCUAUAUCAGGAUAGCAAGGGAGAUGACAUUUAUCAAGAGAACACUUACCUAUAUCCCUUAAUUACAGACACUGUACUACCUGCUGGCCUUCUUGAAGUGUUCCAACCUACACAAAAUAACUCUUAUUCAGAUAUCCAAUACUUUACUUCUUUAUUAGGUACUUUUGUAAAAAUUGUUGUGUAAAAAAUUGAAAAUGAAAUUGUCUUGCAAAAUGUGGCCAAACAAAAAGACAUUCUAAUAGGUCAAUUCUUAUGUUUGAUGUAGUCAAAUGACAAGCUAUAAUUCACAAUCUCAGUAAAGGAAAUGCAAUCUAAACUCUUACAAAUUUCAACUUGUGAAAUUAUCUUUAUAGAAAAUAAUCAAAUGUUCAAAUAUAAUCGUUAAGGUUUAUAAUCUAUUAGCUGCAUUGCAGGAGUUUGUGGUCAGAUUGCAUAAGAUUAAAAACCUGCCUUCUUUUCCAAUCUCACAAAAUAAGUACAUUAUAAUCAAUUGAUUGAUAUGUAUACACUUGCUCCAGUGUAUGUUUAUCCAAUCUUAAGGGGUAAUGAAUGCAAAGCUGUUAUUGAAUUAACAUUGACUAAUAAACAAAUCGAUCGUCAUCGUUUUAGAGAUCCAUUGACUAGUUUGAACUAAUAAUCUAAUUAAGCUCGGAUGUUCUGUGAAUGUGUGCAAACAGCCUAUCUAUGCAAAUUUAAUUGA